Messenger RNA from Leishmania major strain Friedlin, 2559 nucleotides. RefSeq lists its product as hypothetical. Lineage: Eukaryota; Euglenozoa; Kinetoplastea; Trypanosomatida; Trypanosomatidae. The record is from RefSeq and is a predicted model, not a curated record. Bases 1 to 2559 code for a protein of 852 amino acids. The transcript has a single exon.
AUGCUAGUGGGGCUCACGGGUUUGAUGGAGUGGACUGUGAUGCAGCCAUCCACCGCCUCCCAACUGGACGCCUCUUACACUUCUUCUACCGGCGCGUUGCAGCAGGCUCGAACCUAUCCGGCCCUCCUCACCGAGCUCACACCCACAGUCUUGACCGGGCGCAGCUCCGCCUCUGCCAGCGCUGCGCCGCUGGUGUACGCUACUGUGUCCUCCCUCGUCGAAAUCGAAAAGAUCGGACCGCGCCAGCUCCGACUGCGACAGGAGCUCUUUGGUGUUCCGGGGACGUAUCGUGUGCUGUACUUGACCGCGCCAAGCGCUGUGGCUUGCGAUGAGUGGUGGCGUGCCCUUUACCGCCUUACCGACGAUCAGCGGCUCCACCUCCGAUCAACUAACGCUCCAGUAGCAGCGGCACCAAGCUUUCACCCUGAUCCGGAGAGCGCACAUCCGUGUUGUGAUGCGGCCGCAUGCCUGGCCGACUCCCUUGUCGCACCGGCCCCGGAACGCUCACAGGAAGUAAGUGGCGUGACAGAGCUGCAACGAAUGCUGCUCUUCACCCCCUCUUCGCCGUGUUCUGUCAGAGCCGGACGACCAUCUUGUCGUCUGCGAGGUUGCAUGUCCCAGUCAUCACCGUCUGCCAUCGAGCCGUCUGUGACUGACUUGAGGACCUCCCAGCUGCUUCUGCGUCCGCAGCAGCUGGCGCUUGGCACAUCAAGGGCUGACAGCACAAGGCACCCAGUGGCAGUACUUCCGCCAUCCGGCCUCAUGCUCGCUUGUGAUGCCGCUACUGCUGCGGCUGCCGCGGUCACGGGGACAUCCUCGUUAUCGCUUCAAUGCAAUUCGGCACCCGCGCGCACCGACGUUAUCCCUUCCAUAGAGAGGCCGAUGCCUUCGGGUGUGUCGACAGCUUCCCCGCCGCGACCAAUUGCACCGGUCAAGGACAGUGGUCGUAGGCAUCUUGCGCAAGCGCAGAGGCCGACUUCCACCUCGGCGCUGUCUGUGUCUUUGCCAAUGAAAAGUCCUGUGUCAUCUACGGCUGCUGUGAAUGGAAGUGCAAACCUGCUUGGCGCACCUGCAGCUGCAUCGAGGCGGAUCGCGGCUCCUCCCUCUUUGUGCGCGCUUCUCGGAAGCGGCACUGAUCUGUGUUCCAGGACCGCGUCUGUCUCCACUGCGUCACACGCUUCCACGGCUUCUAUCAGCGGGGAUGCGGCGGAGAGGGAGGCGGGCGUUUCUCCUCAGACGCUUGCAGCCGCCUCUGCUGCAUCGCCGAAGGAGAAGGAGACACCAGCAGCUGAGACAGUCGCCACGCUGUCGUCGAGCGCGUUGCCGCGAGAGCACGUCGAGUUCAACAGCUCCGCAGGCGUCGCCUGGCAUCCCGCUUUCUUAACCCCUGCCACCGCCGCGGUGGUGCCCACUGCUGCGGCUCGUACCUCUUCAACGCAGCCGCUGGGGCAGCGCCCGGUGUCGCCGCGUUUGUGCCUGCGGCAAGUACCCCUGCAAAACCCUCCACGAGGUCGAUCUCCUUCGCUUACACGUAGAGGUGCCACAGCUCCGGCGGCACUGCCGUCAUCAGAAGCAGCAGCUCUUGCACAGGCCUCGACAGCGGGUUGUACUCUGUCACCCGUCUCUUCCGCCUACGAGCCAAUUCACGUGGACAGCACCACGGUGUCUCGUGCGCACGGCAGCGGCUGCUCCUCACCGUGUAGUCGACUGAAAUCUCCAUCCUCUGCGCUGGACAUCUACCUGUUACACUGGUACGGGUGUUGCACUCCAUCACUGACGCCGCGCAUUAUGUACCGCGGCGUGUCACCCCUGUGGAGGCGGAACAUGAACGCAAAGGGCAGUCGCUCCCGCUCUCGAGAGCGUCGCGACUCGGCUGCCACGCCAAUGUCCGGGCAACCACGCGGCAAUCGCCAUUGCGGCCUGACCCGAUCUGUCGGUCGUCGCCGAUAUUCCUCGUCCUCGCUGGCUCACCGCUCUCGUUACGUUGGUGCCGCCUAUGCACCUGCGAUUCCCCCGCUCUUGUCAGUGAUUGCACAGCCACACAUGUUUCUCAAGUAUCCGGUACGGGUAUCGUCACCUCGUAGCAGCGACAAAGACGGUGCUGGCGCGGACGGAGCCGCGACGUACGUUUUCCUUACCCUUGAUGAGGACUGCGUCGUUACGGUACCAGCUGCACGGUUCGACCAGCGCAUGAAGGAAGCGAGCCUCCUGCAGCAGCGCAAAGCCCCUGACGACAGCGCUAGAGCGGAGCGCUGCUGUUCUGGUGCCGACUCCGUGUCGGUCGGGGUGCGCAGCUUCGAGCGGGCCCAGCGCUUCUUCGGCGCGGAUUACUGCAGAGCAAUGCCAGUAGCUGAGGUAGAGCGGGUAUCAAGAGGCAACGAAGAGCCCCUGCUGCUCCUCAACGCUGCGCAGCGGGAGCGGUUUCGCGAUCUUUCCAAGAUGAUCUGUAUUGCGACGCAGACGCACGCGCUCAUAUUGGAGGCGACCAACUCGACGGAUGCAGAGAGGUACGUGGGCAAGUGGAAGAGGUACUUGCGUAGUCUGCGAGGAGCACAUUGA